Messenger RNA from Ilex paraguariensis (yerba mate), 453 nucleotides. Lineage: Eukaryota; Viridiplantae; Streptophyta; Magnoliopsida; Aquifoliales; Aquifoliaceae. The record is from the annotation of a GenBank genome assembly.
AUGAGCAGCAGGGAGGGGUUUGGAGGUUGUGAUUCCCAUUAUAGCAUGAGUACUCGAGAUGUAAGGGCAACUCCUAGAAGGCAUACGAGGAAUCCGCGACACAGUAAGAGCGCACUAGAUGUGGACCUCAAUGCUGUGCCAGUGAGUGAGAACGCAGACCAGGAGGGGACUUCGGCUCAUGGGGGGUCUCAGAAUGUGCAAGCUGGCCUACAACGCAGCUCUGUACCAUCUGUGGCGAUUGAUCUCGAAGCUUUUGAUGAUGAUGUUAUUAUAUCUUCUUCCAGUGCAUUUGCUGAAGCUAAAACCAAUUCCAGAAAGAAUCGUGGAAGGACUGUCGUAGUUGAUGUAGAUUCAGGUAGUCCAAGUUUUUCUUUACUAUUUCUGUUUACAGUUGUUUGUGUAGCUCUUUGGGUAACUCUGGAAUCCAACUGUGGUAGAGCUUGUUGGCAGUAA